AUGUCUGGGACCUCAGGUAGGGCAUCCCUUGCGCAGCCUCCGCUCGCAAAAACCGUCCUCGUAUACCGCAAUGGGGACCCUUUCUUUCCUGGGAGGAAGAUCGUGGUAAGCCAGCGCCGCACCUCCACAUUUGACGGCUUUUUGAGCUCGGUGACCCGCGGGGUGGAGGCUCCUUUCGGGGCGGUGAGAAACGUUUACACUCCCCGGGAAGGACACAAAAUCGUUGCUUUGGAGCAACUGCAACACGGGGACGAAUAUGUUGCAGCCGGGGCAGAGCGCUUCAAAAAGCUGGAUUACUGUCAAAUAACGCCCAAAAAGCCGCAGAGGAAGAAGAGCGAAAUGAUACGACCCGUUGUUCACAGCAAAUUAGCGGUUUCUGCGCGUUGGAAAAAAAGCAUCAAUGAACCAUGCACUAUAAAUGUUUUUACCAACGGAAAUAUCUUGGCUCCUCCAGUUAGGAUACUAAUACCAAAGUACACUCUUAGAAGCUGGGAGAAUGUACUCGCUAUGGUAACAGAGAAAGUGCAUCUUCGCACAGGAGCCGUGCACAGAAUAUGCACGUUAAAUGGGACUCCGUUACUGGGCUCAGCCGAAUUAGAGAAUGACCAGUAUUACGUCGCUGUGGGUGCAGAGAAAUUCAGAUUCCUGCCGUACUUUCACUGGAUUACUAAGAAAGGGAGGGGCGUGGACAAGAGUCAAAGGGUCUUCGAUGACUUUCAUCCAUCAACAAGAAAGUAUAGAAAUGCAGAAGCUAUGCUUAAUGGUCGAAGGGAUCCGUCUCCCGAAGGAGGUCAGGAGCGCAGGGUGCUGCUGAAAACCCACUGGGCCUCCUUAUUCUACACCAGGCCGGAGCGAACGACACAGCAGAUUGCUAAGGGCCCACGUCUCCUCUCGACGGGAGGAAUCGCUGCAAGUGAAGAAAAUGCAAACUCUGAACACAGACAUGCAGACUGGAGAGUCUUCAAGGCGAAAGGCGUACGGAGUGAAGUGGCAGGAGCGACGGUGGUGCAGGAGGAUGGCGGAACGAUGGCGGAGCUGCCCCUGGAUCAGACCAAAGCAGAGGUGGUUGAUGAAGAGCAGGAUCGGCAUGAGACCUCCUGGCCGGGAAGCGAUGCUCUGAAACAGCCAGUGACUCCCAGCGCUCAGAGAGCCGUGGCAGAGUGCUCCACGACGGCCUCAGGCAACACCGCGACAGCAUCUAAAGAAUCCCAGAGACCCUCAACCGGUGUCAGAACCAAACCUGCACCCGCUUCAGAACCAGAGACGUAGAUAACAAAUGAUGGUCGUCUCACAGACCAGUCUCCGUGUAAUUAAGAGAAAAAACAGAGAAUGGUCCGGAACGCUUUCGCUUUCCCAAGACUGUAAAGCCUACAUGUUCCAGCCCUAAAUAUGCAGACUGUCUGAGGGAAUCUCAUAGCAUUUGCAUGGAAAUUAAAUGACAAGGCCACAUGCCCACCCAACAUGCUCGACCAAGAGAGGUGCUCAUCUUUGUCAUCUGCUGGUCCCCCUGAAGCACACCAAUGCUCAGCCUCGCAGCAGCUUUGAUUGUCAGUUUAUCCCUCUGAUACAGUGUUUCCCUUGGGGAACUGCAGACAGUCCACAUUUUUGCUACCCGGAGCUGUGAGGGAGAUGAAAUGUGAACCGUCUUCUAGGUCUCUAAAGACUGGAUUGGGAAAAACAGCUCUAGCGUAAUGUUCUAGACUCCCUUCGUCCAGUGUGUCACUCCAGCGUUUUGUAUCCAUUUCGGUAGCCGUCUAGGACCUUGCUGACCUCAGCACACUAAGCUGAGGAGCAUAGCGUAGAAUUUACCAGAGUAUUAGAUACCUGUCUACCUUAUUCUGUGUCAGUGUAAAAGUUCAGCUCUAAGAUGUACCAACUCAGGAAAAUGUUGGAUCUGUUUUGUACGGAUUGGAAUUUGUUACGUCUUGUGCCCUUAGAGGCUAAUGGCGAAAUGAUUCUCAAGACAUGGAGGGUGUCCAUGCUAGUUUAAGAUUGUAGAGUAUAAAGAAUUUUUCAAGAAUCCAUGUUGCAGAGACUGUUGAAUUAGGGGCAUUUCUCACUCAUUGUCUCCUCAUAUGUAUGGUUUAAAAAAGCAUUAAUUGAGUGUUAUAAACCAAAUAAAAUAUCCAAAUCUCAUAUA
This is a messenger RNA of Brienomyrus brachyistius, 2140 nucleotides long. RefSeq names its product doublecortin domain-containing protein 2. NCBI's taxonomy places the organism in Eukaryota, Metazoa, Chordata, Actinopteri, Osteoglossiformes, Mormyridae. The record is from RefSeq and is a predicted model, not a curated record. The transcript is spliced from 13 exons. Gene Ontology annotation, cellular component: microtubule; microtubule organizing center. Gene Ontology annotation, biological process: intracellular signal transduction. The coding region runs from base 1 to 1269 and encodes 422 amino acids.